GUUGCCAGGGAAGACAGGAACUUCGCUCCUGGUCUCUCUCCCCGAGUGUCCCCAGAAAUUAUGCUCCUUCUCUCACCAUGAACUGGCUGUCUAGCUCUCAGGGAGUUGUGCUGACUGCCUAUCAUCCCAGCAGCAAGGAUAGUGCCCUGGACGGGCAGAAUGCCAAGGCGGGGAAAGAAGCCGCCCUGACCAGUCGCAGGUCUGGCCAAUAUACAAUGAACCAUGAAAGCUCCAAAAAAGUUGCAGAAAAGCCACCAUUUGAUCGAUCAAGUUCCCAGGAUUCGUUGGAUGACUUAUCUUUUGAGGACUAUUGGACAGAACUGGAAAAUAUUAAAAAAUCUAGAGAGAACAGACAUGAAGAACAAGAAGAGGUUGUCGUAAAAGAGCCUGAUGAGGGAGAAUUAGAAGAGGAAUGGCUGAAAGAGGCUGGUUUGUCAAACCUCUUUGGAGACUGUGCUGGAGAUUCUCAAGAAAGCAUGAUAUUCUUAUCAACAUUGACCCGGACUCAGUCAGCGGCAGUACAGAAACGAGUCGAGACUGUCUCCCAGACAAUGAGGAAGAAAAACAAGCAGCACCAAAUCCCUGAUGUCAGAGACAUCUUUGCUCAACAGGGAGAGUCAACAGAAAAAGUUCCAUAUGGCAGUGAGUUGGAAUCAGUCAGAACAAAUGAAAACAAAUAUGAAGAAAAACAUGAUCUGGCCUCUAACUCUGGAAUUAGUGAGAAGAACAGCCUAUACCUGCCUGAAGAUGUACCUGUUUCUGAAACGGACAUCAACCUAGAGAUUUCCUUUGCAGAGCAAGCAGCCAAUUUGAAAGAGACCUCAAAAGAAAAGCUUCUGGAGAACAAAGAAGAGUACAAUUCACUACCUAGUUUCAGACUGCCAAAGGACAAAACCGGUAACACAAGGAUUGGUGACCUGGCACCCCAGGACAUGAAGAAGGUUUGCUACUUAGCUCUCAUUGAGUUGACUGCACUGUAUGAUAUACUUGGAAUUGAGCUCAAGCAGCAAAAAGCUGUGAAAAUGAAAACAAAAGACUCCGGUCUUUUUGGUGUUCCCCUGUCAGUAUUGCUAGAGCAGGAUCAGAAGAGAGUCCCAGGGACGAGGAUACCCUUGAUCUUUCAAAAAUUGAUUUCUCGAAUAGAAGAGGGAGGAUUAGAAACUGAAGGGCUUUUACGGAUACCUGGAGCUGCAGUAAGGAUAAAGAACCUUUGCCAGGAACUGGAAGCAAAGUUUUAUGAAGGGACUUUUAACUGGGAGAGUGUCAAGCAGCACGAUGCCGCCAGCCUUUUGAAGCUUUUCAUUCGAGAGCUGCCUCAACCAUUGCUCAGUCUAGAAUAUCUCAAAGCUUUUCAGGCUGUACAGAAUCUUCCAUCCAAGAAGCACCAGCUCCAGGCUCUGAACCUUCUUGUCAUUCUUCUUCCUGAGACCAAUAGAGACACCCUGAAGGCCCUGCUUGAGUUCCUUCAAAGAGUAAUAGACCACAGAGAAAAAAAUAAAAUGACCGUGAAGAAUGUGGCCAUGAUUAUGGCCCCCAAUCUAUUUAUGUGCCCUGGAUUGAGCAUCAGGCCCAAUGAACAAGGAGAAUUUGUGAUGGCUGCUGGGACAGCUGGCGUAAUGCAUUUCUUAAUUAAAUAUCAGAAACUUCUUUGGACGAUUCCCAAGUUUAUUGUGACCCAAGUGAGGAAGCAAAAUAGUGAAAACCAAAAAAAAGACAAAAAGGACAAAGCUAUGAAGAAACUACUUAAGAAGAUGGCUUAUGACCGAGAAAAGUAUGAAAAACAAGACAAAAAUCCAAGUGAUGCUGAUGUUCCUCAGGGAGUGAUUCGAGUACAAGCGCCCCAUCUUUCGAAAGUUUCCAUGGCAAUACAGCUCACUGAAGAACUGAAAGCCAGUGAUGUUCUCGCCAGGUUUCUCAGCCAAGAAAGUGGAGUUGUCCAGACGCUCAAGAAAGGGGAAGUUUUUUUGUAUGAAAUAGGAGGAAAUAUUGGAGAACGCUGCCUUGAGGAUGAUACUUAUAUGAAGGACUUAUAUCAACUCAACCCAAAUGCUGAGUGGGUUAUAAAGUCCAAGCCUUCGUAGAAGACUUACACACUGAAGACAAUUACGUGGACUGACUUAACGACAAUUGUUGGAUUGCCGAAAAUGAAAGAAAUAGUGGGAUUCUUUUGUUAUUCUAAUAUGCCCUACUAUUAAUGAGUGACACUUUGAAGCCUUAUAAAAAAUAAAUCUCCCUUGACUUUGUUCCCGUUUGGCACAGCCUAAAGAAUAUUUUCCUUCUUUUUAAUAUGAUUUGUGCUCCUGCCAGAAUAAUGGAUUUUAUUAUUAUUAGGAAACAAAAGCCCCUUGAGUGAGAUACAGAGGAAAUUAAUUGGUUUAUGGCCUGUGUUAUGUACUCUGUAACAUGUGCUGGUUAGUGGAGGUUAUUGGAUUUAAUAUUAUAGGAAAAUAUAUGUGUAUGAAUUCCCACACCCCUUUCUGAUCAUAUAUACUCUGUACAUUUUUAGAUCCAUGAAUGAGGAUUACAUUAUUUUUAAAAAAGGGUUUUUUUUUCCUUGAUGAUAAUACAUUCCAAAUGUGACUAGUUAUUAAAAUAGUACAUCUCUUAGAACCAGCUGACUUGAGUAGCACAUCUUGGAAUGUUAGAAUGCUAAUGUUCACAUUAGUGAGGCAUUGUUUUAGCAAUUAUUUGCUACUCCUGCCAUAUCACAUGAGGUGAUUCAGAAAUUUUUUUGCAUAUAUCUGACACGUGCACAGAACUCUAUCCACUGUCAAGAAAAUGAGACUGUCAAAAACUGCCAAUUAUCACUGAGGUGUCGAAAUACUAAUGUUUGAGAAUAAAUAAAACAUAUCCACCACGAGGAAUGGGAUUGUGGAUAACAAGAGAGUGAAAGCCAAACCACUUAGAACGCUUUGUAUUCCUAUAAAUGGAAUUUAAAGAGUGGUAGCUGGUGCUCCGCAUUAUCAUAGCAGAAUUAGAAAUGUAUGUGAGGUCAUGUAUUGCAGUAAUGGUUCGAGAAUGCAUUCUAUACAGUUGCUGAGUCGUAAAAGUCUGCUGAUUAGCAUCAUUCUAGUUGGUAGGACCCAGUGCAUUUGAACAGGCUGAUAUUCAUGGACUUAUUUUAAAAAUAAUCAGAAUAAAUUUGUUAUAUGUAGUGGAAAGUACCAUUCACAGGAAUUUUAUCGCACAAACCAUAUUGUGACUAGAGAUCUUGAGACUAUACUGUAAAUAAGAAGGAUCAAAUGGAAGAGAAAUGUUAAAUAUUUUAUGAGUUUUGAGUGUAGUAAAUAAAAGGCAAUGUAAAUGAGUAACUCAACAAACUGUGUUUAUGACACUUUUUGGUAGGACUUAGGAAAAUUUAUACAUUUUAUCAGGAACCCUUGAUGUCAUUUUAAUUAAGAGGAAAGUGUUGUUAAGAAGAAGAGUUGUGAAUUUUCAGCGUAUAAUUACAAAAGCAUCCUGUGGAAAUGAUCACUUAAAUAACUGUGGUGAUUUCGUGCCAUUUCUCUUUUUUAUUAUUUAAAUAAGAUCUUUUAUAAUUAAAUGCAUUUUUCUUAAUCUA
Trichosurus vulpecula (common brushtail) is the source of this 3562-nucleotide messenger RNA. It is a transcript of the gene ARHGAP18, whose product is annotated as Rho GTPase activating protein 18. Gene Ontology annotation, biological process: regulation of actin filament polymerization; signal transduction; regulation of small GTPase mediated signal transduction. Gene Ontology annotation, molecular function: GTPase activator activity. Gene Ontology annotation, cellular component: cytoplasm. The coding region runs from base 78 to 2081 and encodes 667 amino acids. The record is from RefSeq and is a predicted model, not a curated record. Lineage: Eukaryota; Metazoa; Chordata; Mammalia; Diprotodontia; Phalangeridae. The transcript has 15 exons.